This is a messenger RNA of Lates calcarifer (barramundi perch), 3926 nucleotides long. RefSeq names its product membrane-associated ring finger (C3HC4) 1 (gene marchf1). Gene Ontology annotation, molecular function: zinc ion binding; ubiquitin protein ligase activity; MHC protein binding. The transcript has 7 exons. Bases 608 to 2269 code for a protein of 553 amino acids. NCBI's taxonomy places the organism in Eukaryota, Metazoa, Chordata, Actinopteri, Centropomidae. The record is from RefSeq and is a predicted model, not a curated record. Gene Ontology annotation, cellular component: late endosome membrane; lysosome; cytoplasm. Gene Ontology annotation, biological process: protein polyubiquitination; immune response; antigen processing and presentation of peptide antigen via MHC class II.
AGUGCUGUCCAUGUGCACAAGUUGUGUAAGCUUAUUAGCAGCACCACUGGUCAGAGGAGGAGAUUGAGGUUAGUCUAAGCCCUAAUCCUCGUGGACCGUAUGCUUGUUACCCACCAAGCACGACAAAAUCCUGGCUCCACCCCUCCAAGAAAGAAACACACACACACACACACACACACACACACACAUCACAACAACACACGCUUUCCCUGCCGCCUUGUUUACUGCUCAGCUCCAGCUCUUCUUCUCUCCGUCUCUCUCUCAGCAGGAGGCCAGAGGAAGAGGAGAAAAAGGAGGGAGGAGGGGAGGAGGUGGUGCGCACUGUUGAGUAGUUUCCCAGUCGUCAUGACGACCUCACACCCCACCGUCUCCAGAGCUGUCUUCCUGUUGCCACGGUGACCUGAUCCUGUUCCAUCUCCGCUCCUCUUGAUGAUCCGGAUUGGGCUGAUAAAGGAGAGCGACCCAGUAGCGCCGUCUUCCUUCCCUGAAAACAGAUCGUGGAUGGGACAGCGAAUCAUACACAGGGACGAAGAUCGGAGGACAGGAAGGUGCGGCGUGCUGGGAAUGCUGUGGGAGUAACGCCAGAGUGUUGCCUGGAAACAGCAGCAUGCCAGUACAACAGAUAACUGUGGUGCCGGCCAGGGAGACAGCCAGUAACGGCAAGAGCGCUCCUCGCUCCAAGGACAAAAAUGAGGGAAGGAAGGCCCCUGGGCGCUCAGGGAGUCGAUCCAGCAACAUCUCCAAGGCCAGCAACUCUACAACAGGACUCACUACAGCCUCGAGGACAUCAAUCACCCCAUCCUCUCAGGACAUAUGCAGUUCUGGCCAGCUGACCCGUUUAGAGGAGGAUGCCUCUGAAUCACAGAAGCACAACAAGCACGCACACACCUCUGUGAUGACAGUCACCAGCACAACUCUGGGCUCGUCGGCUCAGGCCCAGAAGAAACAGGUGAAGCGCCGUCACCGCCGCAAGAGGAGCAGCUGUACCGCCUUUGACUGCGUGGACACCAACGGCAAACAGGAUCAGACGGACCGUAGCGACCGCAGCCUAAGCUCUGACCGCAGUGAGUGGGGGGAAAAGAGGGAGCGGUCUUUCAAGAACCGAAGGGAGCUCCCACCUCGCCUCCGCUGCUCAGGUGCUGCACAGUCUGUCUCCUCCUCCGAGGAUGAGGCGUGGCGUGAAGCGCGCAGCUGGAGCAAAGAAAAAGCCAGAAGAGCACGCCGCCGAAGCGGAAGUGAGAGGGCGACCAGGGGUAAAGGAGGCGAAGAUAAAGCAGACAUCAUGGAGUUGCAGUCGGUGGGCUCCGAUGAAGGGAGGGAGAACCAGCCUCUGGUGGAGGACAGUGGAGGCCUUAAGAAGCGGCACAGCAGCCAGGGCUCCACGAAGAGAGAAGGCCACGUUUCACAGAGGGAGGGUUCACAAAGCAGAGAUAAGGAGAAAAGCUGCAAGUCUCGGAGCCCAGGAGGCAGCUCUUCACUGGCAGAGGAUGGCGAAGAGCUCAUCACCAAGAGAUACCAAGAAAAGGGGUCAGGGGGUGGAGACAUGUCAGUUCCUACACCACAGAAACAUUGCAGUGUGAAUGGAGGUACACCACGGCCCUGUUCUGAUGACUCAGAGUUUGAGGUCUGCAGGAUCUGCCACUGUGAGGGGGAUGACGAGUGCCCGUUGAUAAUGCCUUGUCGCUGCACAGGGAGCCUGAGUUUCGUGCACCAGGCCUGUCUCAACCAGUGGAUCAAAUCCUCAGACACUCGCUGCUGUGAACUCUGCAAGUUUGACUUCAUCAUGGAGACUAAACUCAAACCUUUACGCAAGUGGGAGAGACUACACAUGUCGAAGAGUGAGAGGAGAAAGAUCUUCUGUUCAGUGUUGUUUCACCUGAUAGCAAUAGUGUGUAUGUUGUGGUCAGUCUACAUUCUGGUCAAGAGAACUGCUGAGGAGAUCAGACUUGGGAAGAACGGUGUGCUGGAGUGGCCCUUCUGGACCAAACUGAUUGUGGUGGCCAUAGGCUUCACGGGCGGCCUCAUCUUCAUGUACAUUCAGUGUAAAGUGUACCUGCAGCUGUGGCGCCGCCUCAAGGCUUUUAACCGCAUCAUCACUGUGCAGAACUGCCCUGAGAAAGACCUGCACAACCCUCAGGCCCGGCCCAGCGCCCUCACCAAUGGCAAGCACGAAACCGUGGAGGUCCCAGUCAGCCCGGCUCCAGAGGCACAGGUGGACUCAGAUAUGUCAGUGGAGGCUGCGGUGGCACCGACACAAAACCCUGUCUGACUGAUUCCGUUCCCGCUCAGAGAGUGGGAUCACACCGUGAAGAUGAGCCGGUGUGAUCACGGUGUGAUUUAGACUCAUCCAGUGUUUCAGUGUGUUGUCAUUCUCAGCUCCUGUGAUUUCUGAUCUUAUGAGACACAGCAGACAGAUUUGAAGGGAAAAAACCGUUCCUGUCCCUCAGUGGAUCACAGAAAACUGAAAGGCUGAAGGGCUGCAGUAAACUGAUUAAGUGAAGAACAACAGACCAGGUGAGGAGAUGUAAAGGAAAAUAAAGCCAUUAGCAAGGCCAGCAUGUACAGACUGUUGUUAUGUGGAAUAUUGACACCAUUUUAUUCUUGUAUGCACUUUUCAAAAACUGCACUGACAUGGGUUAAAGGUGUAAAUACCCUGUGGUUGCUAUUGACUAAAGGUCUCAGUAUGCUCCAAGAAAACCUUGGACGGCACGUUGUAUGACCACGUCUGAGGGAAAACAUGUCUACAGCUGUCCAGAACGGUUGCACUUGAAAGCCUGCUGUCACAGAGAGGCAAGAUGCGAUGAAUCAUUCAAAAACAAAUAGCAGUGCACACUUGUGGCUAGCCUCAAGUGAUAAGGUAGUUUUAUGAAAAAUAAAAUAGAGCAAUAGAGAGAGGUUCAUACCCUGCUUCCUCUCUCACCUCUGCACAUCUGGCCAAUCUUAGUGUAAAGGGUAAAUAUAGACAGUGGAUGCAAACUACUGCAUAAGUCUGUUCACACAAAGUGAAUUUGACAUUUUUGGAUGCACUUUGAAGCACUUACUCAAGGAAGCACUUACUCAAGGAAGCACUUAAAGGCUAGGGUAAGGUUAAAAAUGCUCAUCAAACAUGGCAACAUGAAAGACCUGACAGUUGUUGAAAUGGAAACAAUGGCGCAUGCUUUGGGAGGCAUUUGUCGCAUUGCACUCCCACGACACGUGGUGAAGGUAGCUGCGUGAAGCCUGCACACACCUCCACACAUCUGCUGCGUGAUGAAAGGAGGUUGGAGAGGAGAUGUUAGACGCUGUUAGACAAUGACAAGGUCUCUGUUUGAAGCAUACUGAGGCCUUAACUCUCCCUUUGGACAAUCAGGUCUUCAGACACCAAAGAGUCAGAUAUUAUAAAUAGAGAAACAAUUAUUUAAACAGUAUCUUUAUCUCAGUCUGAUAUCAAAAUUUAAUGUUAUUUACUGUCAUAGGAAAAGUUUUGAAUAUUUCUUAAAAUAGCAAAUCUCAAGUAGCCCAGUUGUUUUUUUUUUUUCUCUGAAAGUUUGCAGCUUUCCGUGGUCCUGCUCUGCAAGGUCCAUUAACUUAUACAUUUGUGUAACUAGAGCGUUCAUGGUUGCCAUUUGUUGUUUUACAUUAGGUUUUAACAGUGUUUGAACUGAUGCAGUGUGAACGACUGAGCUGUCAAUCUGCUAAAGGCAGCUGUUGUUUACACUUGUCCACUUUUAUACAGGUUUAAUUUGGGUUUGUUUGUUUUUUUUUUCUACUGGUGUCACUUCAAGUCACGGAAAAUACAAUUUUCUCUGUCUUAUAUCCACAACAUGAGAGCACUCAACAUCUUUGUCAAAACCUUUUUUCUAUCUCUGAUUGGAUAAAAUGGAAUAUUCAGGUUAUAUAUAUAUUGCAUAUUUGUUUGUGUAAUAAACAAUGAAUGUAGAACCCCU